Molecule: messenger RNA, 1245 nt
Organism: Sordaria macrospora k-hell
Lineage: Eukaryota; Fungi; Ascomycota; Sordariomycetes; Sordariales; Sordariaceae
Source: RefSeq, a predicted model, not a curated record
AUGGUUGUCCUACGCACUCUUGCCGCUUUAGCGAUGACUGCAGUGGCUUCGAUGGCCUGCCCAAAUCAGAGAUUCUCGAGGUUCUCAAUUCCAGGCCCUCUCGCCAUGCAAAUUGGGGACAAGGUGGUUCCUCAAGACAAUGAUGUGGUCCUCACCACCCAAGCCCCAAAAAUUGGCACGUUUGAGCGUCUGUCCGGCUCCUCCUACACCGCCAUCACCGUUCAGCCCUACGGCAUCCUCGUCGAUAGUAUAGACUCCAACCUCCUGUGGCUUCAAAGUGGCCUGAAGCCAUCCGCUACUCCAUCAAACUUCGAGACAUCCCAAGGGCUCUUCCGGGUCUAUGAGUUGCUCAAUGGCGACAACAAGACAAUCUUUCCAUGGACUCCGUCAAAUCUGCAGGGUCCAGAGCAUGCCAGCGUUCUCACACUCCUCUUCGAUACCAGCAACAUCAGCCCACGGGAUGAGCUCUAUCUGCAGAACGCAGCACUGAACCCUUUGAGAUUCAAUUUUGUCAACACGAUGGAACAAACCUCGCUUGCAGACAAAGUGGGUGCGGCCGCCCUCUUCCUUGGGACUGCUGAUUCCACCAAGAAGCCUUCGUCUGCCGCAAAGACCACCUAUGCGACACUACGCAAGGCUUUGAACCUAUCUAAAGCCGCGCAGGCACCCUUGAUUUAUCGCAGAAGCUCCGAAGAACCCGACGCCAAUGUGUCUCCAGUUGUCCAUCUUGCUCGGGAUCUUGCUCGGGACAGGACUGUGACUACAACUACGACUGCAUCUCCGGCAGAUUACUAUCCCAUGGUGCCUGCAAGCUCUGAAGAAACCGAAGCCACCGUGUCUCCAGUUGUUCAUCUUGCUCGGGAUCUUGCUCAGGAUCAUGCUCGGGACAAAGUUGGGAAUACAACUGCGACUGCAACUGUGAAUGUUACAACGACUGCAAGUGUGACUGUAACUACGACUGCAACUCCGGUAGACUACUAUCCCACAUCUGUGCUUGCGAGGUCUGAAGAACCCCACAUCACCGUGUCUCCAGCUGUUCAUCUUGCUGGGGACAAGAAUGCGAUUACAACUGCGACUACAACUGAGGCUGUCACUACGACUGCAAUUUCGGUUGUAACUACGACUGCACCUCCGGGAGUCCUUUAUCCCGCGAUCAUGAUUUCGGAUUCGCAUUCCUUCGAUUCCCACAAUAGGAUGACUGUGUUUGGUUUUGGUUUGGUGGCCGCCAUGCUGUUCGCUCUUUGA